Messenger RNA from Hypoxylon trugodes, 1456 nucleotides. RefSeq lists its product as uncharacterized. The transcript has a single exon. NCBI's taxonomy places the organism in Eukaryota, Fungi, Ascomycota, Sordariomycetes, Xylariales, Hypoxylaceae. The record is from RefSeq and is a predicted model, not a curated record. The coding region runs from base 310 to 1299 and encodes 329 amino acids.
CCAUCUAUUACGCUGUGCUUCUUUUUGAAUGUUGUCUUUAAAUAAAAAGAUAGACUAGUGGGGCCCGAUCACUGUACUAACUAAUUAGGCAUCUUUCGCACGGAUGGCUACCUAGGUACCAACAUGUGCUAUGAACUCAGCACUAUUAGUUACCAUUAGGCACUCACUUCUAUUUUCAAUUUCCUUUUCAAACUUCAACAUCUCCCUCCUACCUAACUAGCCGGGAUUCGUCUCGGCCUACAAUCAACCUUACCCCCAUCAUACCAUAUAUCAUUACUCGUACAAUUCCAAACAGUACAAUUGCCCAAGAUGUCUACUAGCGCAGCCGGUACCGCCAUAACGCCGUUCCCGUACGCGGCCGGCAACGUAAUGGAAAUGACGAACUCUCAAAGCGAAAAUAUAUCUGCUACGAUCACAAGCGUUUUCCCCCUUACCAUUUCGCCUGUGAUGGAGGUACGGAUUCGGACAAAGAAGGGAUUUCAAAAAGCUAUCCUAAAAGUCUAUGAUCGUCGUUUCGGAGCCUGUCGAGAUUGGUACGCACAGAACCGAAAGAACCGAUACAAUCCACAUAAUCAAUGGGUUGAAAAUGCGUGGCAAAGAUAUAUACGCACUGGAAUGGCUGAGCGCCUCUCUGAGCACCUCCACCGCGAGGAUAAAAAAGACAUCCCGUGCUACCGUGACGACUCAGAUUUUGAUAAUGAGUCACCCCAGUGGGAGAAGGUUGGAAAGAUAGAAGGUAUCCUCCACCACAAAGCACAAAAGUAUUACGCACAAGAGAUCCAGGCAUACGGGCAAUUGAAAAAACACCAAGGCCGAUUCGUUCCUCGAUUAAUAGAUUCCGUCACACUCUGCCCGUCCGCUGCACAAGCUUAUCUUCCUCCGGAUCUCCCGCCCAGUUACUUCCAGGUUCGUGGCAUCCUACUUCAGAGGAUAAAUGGCUUCAACCUCGACAACCUACCCCAGAAUGUUCCGAAUCUACCCAUGGUACAAGAACAGAUCAUUCAAACCGCAAUUGAUAUGGCUAGAGAAAUCAAUCAAGCCGGUGUCAUGAAUCUUGACUGUGUGCCUAGAAAUGUAUUAGUAGCACGGGUUGAUGACUAUACAUUUCAGACAUUUAUGAUUGAUUUUACGGACUCUGCCUUUAAAUAUGAUUAUAAAGAUACCGAUGAUCCGGAUGAUAAAGAUAGCUGGGCGAGUAUGCUUGAGUUUUACGACAACCAAGGUGCUAUUGGAUCAGUUAUGACCACGAUUCUCAGGAAAGCGACGGGAUUCGUUCCGAAAAUCACAUACAAGAGAUAAUUAUUGUUUAUUAAUUCUAAGGAGAAGUCUGAAAACUUCGAAAGCGAUAGUCUUAUUAAUAACUUGUUGAAAUUUAUUAAAGUCCUCCUUUGAAUAUUUGAAUGAUCGCUGUUGGAAUAUUUGGUGGCUGGUGAAUCCCGCCCACCGAACGUCUCUG